Molecule: messenger RNA, 847 nt
Organism: Chelonus insularis
Lineage: Eukaryota; Metazoa; Arthropoda; Insecta; Hymenoptera; Braconidae
Product: odorant receptor 67c-like
Exons: 5
Coding region: 11-847 (278 amino acids)
Biological process (GO): sensory perception of smell; detection of chemical stimulus involved in sensory perception of smell
Cellular component (GO): plasma membrane
Molecular function (GO): odorant binding; olfactory receptor activity
Source: RefSeq, a predicted model, not a curated record
UCGACUUAAAAUGUAUGAAUACGUUAAGUUGGGCCGAAAGUUUAUGACUUUUUGUACAUUUUUCAUGUAUAGUGGUGGUAUUUCUUAUCAUACUGUUAUGCCAUUUUUUUUAAACGUUUCUCCAAUGAUAGGAAAUAAAACAAGACGUCCUCAUAUUUAUUUUGGAUAUGACUCUGUUUUUGAUUCCCAAGCUACUCCAACUUAUGAAAUAGUUUUUUUUGUUCAUCUAGUGGGUUCUAUCAUAACUUAUACAUUGGCAGUAGCAGCAUGCAGUUUGGCUGCAUUAUUUGCAAGCCAUAUUUGUGGACAAGUUGAUAUACUUAAUACAUUACUGUAUGAUCUGGUUAGUGAUACAAAUCAAUCAUCGAAAAAAUUACUUGAUCGUCAAAUAGCUGUUAUCAUCAAAAGUCAUGUAAGAAUUUUAAGAUUUGCAGAGAUGAUUGAACAAAUGUUACGAGAAAUUUGUCUUGUUGAAGUGUUAGCUUCAACAUUAAUCAUAUGUUUACUUGAAUAUUAUUUUUUGAUGGAAUGGACUAAUAGUGAAACGAUUGUUCUAGUAACGUACAUUGUGUUAAUAAUUUCACUGAGUUGUAAUAUGUUUAUUUUUUGUUAUAUUGGAGAAAUAUUACAAGAGCAAUGUGCAUCUAUUGGACAAUCAACUUACAUGAUUAAAUGGUAUCAAUUAAAUGGAAAAGCAGGAUUAUCUCUGAUGCUUGUAAUUGCAAUGGCCAAUUAUCCACUCAAAAUAACUGCCGGGGGAUUGAUGGAUUUAAAUAUAAGAAGUUUUGGUAGCAUAAUUAAAACAUCAGUAGUAUAUUUAAAUAUGUUGAGAACUGUGACAGAUUGA